Messenger RNA from Diceros bicornis minor, 753 nucleotides. It is a transcript of the gene ODF1, whose product is annotated as outer dense fiber of sperm tails 1. The transcript has 2 exons. The record is from RefSeq and is a predicted model, not a curated record. NCBI's taxonomy places the organism in Eukaryota, Metazoa, Chordata, Mammalia, Perissodactyla, Rhinocerotidae. Bases 1 to 753 code for a protein of 250 amino acids. Gene Ontology annotation, cellular component: outer dense fiber.
AUGGCUGCACUGAGUUGUCUUUUGGACAGUGUUAGACGGGACAUAAAGAAGGUGGACAGAGAACUAAGGCAAUUGAGAUGCAUCGAUGAACUGAGCACACGUUGCCUGUGCGACUUGUACAUGCACCCAUACUGUUGCUGUGACCUGCACCCUUACCCGUACUGCCUGUGCUAUUCCAAGCGAUCACGGACCUGCGGCCUGUGCGACCUCUAUCCGUGUUGCCUGUGUGAUGUCAAGCUGUACUGUCUUCGCCCGUCUCUCAGAAGCUUGGAGAGGAAAGCCAUUAGAGCCAUAGAGGAUGAAAAGAGAGAGCUUGCCAAACUGAGAAGAACAACCAAUAGAAUUCUGGCCUCCUCUUGCUGUAGCAGCAACAUUUUAGGAUCGGUGAACGUGUGCGGCUUUGAACCUGAUCAAGUCAAAGUUCGGGUGAAGGACGGAAAGGUGUGUGUGUCAGCCGAGCGGGAGAACAGGUACGACUGCCUUGGGUCGAAAAAGUACAGCUACAUGAACAUCUGCAAGGAGUUCAUCUUGCCCCCGUGUGUGGACGAGAAAGACGUCACGUACUCCUACGGACUCGGCAGCUGCGUCAAGAUCGAGUCUCCAUGCUACCCUUGCAUCUCUCCCUGCAACCCGUGCAACCCUUGCAACCCCUGUAACCCCUGCAGCCCCUGUAGCCCCUGCAGCCCAUGUGACCCUUGCAACCCUUGCUAUCCCUGUGGGAGCCGCUUUUCCUGUAGGAAGAUGAUUUUGUAA